Molecule: messenger RNA, 4357 nt
Organism: Bombus huntii
Lineage: Eukaryota; Metazoa; Arthropoda; Insecta; Hymenoptera; Apidae
Product: glucose dehydrogenase [FAD, quinone]-like
Exons: 4
Coding region: 374-2269 (631 amino acids)
Molecular function (GO): flavin adenine dinucleotide binding; oxidoreductase activity, acting on CH-OH group of donors
Source: RefSeq, a predicted model, not a curated record
UCGAGCAUUCAGUCUUUCGCUUUCUCUGCGUUCGCGAGUUGCUCGAUCGGCUUCCAUGCAUGCCUCCACGCAUGGUCCACGAGGAUCGUGCCUUUUUCUCAACCUCGCGGAAUAUACCUAGUCACGCGAUCGAUCGUUCGAACGAUUUUCGUAGAACGACAGUAGGAAUCGAUAGUCCGAAACUGGAGAAAACAGACUUUCCACAGCGCGAUCUCUUCUUUCUUCGAGAAUGUUCAGAACCUUCGACGCGUAACAGAGACUCGAAGAAGAAGCAAGAAGAAAAAAAGAAUUGAAACUCGAAUGUUUCGUUCGAAACGUAGCUGUAAUCGGGAAGAUUUGGCGGAAAAAAAGUUGAUAAAAAAACGGCAGAAAAAUGAGUAUCGUGACAGCAGCCACGUUGGCGGUAAAGGGUGCCACUGUUCUACUCGGGAAGGUGGCGAUAAUUCCUAUUAUCAUAGCGGCUCUAGCAUACUACAAUUACGAUCUGAUGGAUCCUGAGAAUUAUCCUAAAGUGACGAAGAAUAUAAGAAAGGAAUACGAUUUUGUGGUGGUAGGAGGUGGAUCGGCUGGAAGCGUGGUUGUGAACAGACUUACAGAAAAUCCUAAGUGGAAUGUGCUGUUGUUAGAGGCUGGAGGACACGAAACCGAGAUAACGGAUGUCCCUAUACUAUCCCUUUAUUUGCACAAGAGCAAAGUGGAUUGGAAAUAUAGGACUCAGCCGCAAGAUUCCGCUUGUCAAGCGAUGAUCGAUCGACGAUGCUGUUGGACCAGAGGAAAGGUUUUGGGUGGCUCGAGCGUGCUUAACACGAUGCUCUAUAUUCGAGGAAAUCGACGAGAUUUCGAUCAGUGGGAAAGUUUCGGAAACCCUGGAUGGGGUUACGAGGAUGUUCUGCCUUAUUUCAAAAAAUCUCAAGAUCAAAGAAAUCCCUAUUUAGCUCGCAACACUAGAUACCAUGCCACUGGAGGGUACCUGACGAUUCAGGACUCGCCCUACAACACACCUCUAGGAGUGGCCUUCCUACAGGCCGGCGAAGAGAUGGGCUACGACAUAGUAGACGUAAACGGAGAGCAACAGACGGGCUUUGCUUUCUACCAAUAUACCAUGCGAAGAGGAACGAGAUGCAGCGCCGCGAAAGCAUUCAUCAGACCCAUUCAGUUACGAAAAAACUUUCAUCUAUCCCUGUGGAGUCACGUAACCAAGGUCCUGAUCGAUCCACGAACGAAAAAAGCCUACGGCGUCGAGUUCAUCAAAGAAGGCCGGAAAGAGGUAGUCUACGCCAGGAAGGAGGUCAUUCUCUCGGCGGGUGCCAUAAAUUCUCCUCAGCUGUUAAUGCUCUCGGGAAUUGGACCUAGACAACACCUGGAAGAAGUAGGAAUUACAGUGGUGCACGAUUCUCCCGGAGUUGGACAGAACCUGCAGGAUCACAUCGCGGUUGGUGGUCUAGCUUUCUUGAUCGAUUACCCGAUCAGUACCGUGAUGACUCGCCUGGUGAACCUUAAUUCCGCUCUACGGUACGCCAUCACGGAAGACGGACCAUUAACCACGAACGUAGGCUUAGAGUCCGUAGGUUUUAUCUCGACGAAAUACGCAAAUCAAAGCGACGAUUGGCCCGAUAUAGAAUUCAUGCUGACCUCUUCCUCCACUAGCUCCGACGGAGGCACGCACGUGAAAAAUGCUCACGGACUCACGGACGAUUUUUACAAGCAAGUAUUCCAAAACAUUAAUUACCGCGACCUGUUCGGGGUGUUCCCCAUGCUUCUCAGGCCUAAAUCUCGCGGUUUCGUGAAACUAAAGUCGAAAAACCCUCUGGAUUAUCCCCUGAUGUACCACAAUUAUUUGACCCACCCUUACGACGUGAAUGUCCUGAGGGAAGGCGUGAAGGCUGCGAUAGCUUUCGGAGAGACGAGCAGCAUGAAAAGAUUCGGUGCCAGAUUCCACAAUCGCGCUCUACCCAACUGUAACCACAUACCUAUGUUCACCGACGAAUAUUGGAACUGUGCCAUACGACAAUACACUAUGACGAUCUAUCAUAUGAGCUGUACAGCGAAAAUGGGUCCACCGACCGACCCCAUGGCCGUCGUCGACCCCGAACUCAGAGUCUACGGUGUGACCGGGUUGAGGGUAAUCGACGCGUCCAUUAUGCCGACGAUCACCAACGGGAACAUAAACGCACCGGUGAUCAUGAUCGGAGAGAAAGGCGCGGAUUUGGUUAAGAAGCAAUGGCUAUCACGGAGGAAGAGGGACAACGUCACGAUCGUCGCAACGUGACUGGAAGAAUUCUUGCCGAGAAAUCAGCUUGUUCCGUCGAUCGCCGAAUGGAUGUACUUGCCGCGUUAUUUCGUAAAUAAGAAAUAAGAGAAAAGGGACUAGUAUCGAGAUCGAUGUAGAUCCACAUAAUGGAAAUACCGUUCUCCGUCGAUACGGCCGUUUGAUUAGGCUUUUAAUUUAACGAUACGGAGGAACGCAAGGAGAUGCGAUCGUUUAAUUGUCGUUAGGUUAGCUUAUAAGUAAUUUGUAAGUAAUUUAUCGAUCGAGGACUCGAUGACGUUAAAGGAAAUGCGUAUUUUAUAUUUUUUUCACACGACUAAAGGAUAGGAAAUGUGACCGUCGUAAUGUACGAUCGAAUCGUUUCGUGGUUACCUAUACUGCUAACCACGUAAACGUAUCCGAUGCGAACCUUUAAAAUCUGAAAGUGAGAAACAAAUUCGUUUUCCGUUAGCGAAAAAGGAACAUAUAUGAAACAGAUGUUCUAAAAUAUCAAUCCUAUUCUAAAAUAGAGUUAAACGUUCUGAAAGAACUUUUCGAUAAGCGUCCACUCCUCGGAAAUUUAUGGUUUACCGAUGUCUUUUUCAAUCCUCUCACUUUCUUCUCUUGGGCCAGAUCGAAAGUUGUCGGAAAGAGAGAAAAAAAAAAAGAAAAAAUGAAAAGAUACCAGAAGUAAAUUCCGUAUAACAAGAACGACUUUGCUCGAGUCCAGGCUAUUUAAGAAUCAACAAUUUUUUAAAUAUUUUUUUCUACUUUUAUAUCGAUAUGUCAUCGUCGUAUAAUUAUCAUCGUGUUCUCGUUUUUAUUUCAUUCUCUGUUACACAAGGAAUAAGAAGGAAAAUAUUUCGCGUUUAACUGUUUUCCUACUGGAAAAAUUACCGAUGAUUAGAGAAAGACGAAGAUAAAGCAUGUGACAGCUUUGGCAAACUCGUUUUAAUUUUUAAAAUUCCCGUAUUACAACAUAAUCGAUAAGCAGCAUUUACACGUGCUCGAUCACCCAAUGAACUACUUACUUAUGCAACAUGAUGUAUGACCCGCCCCUUUAUACAGGGUGUGGUGAUAUUUUUCUGGGUUUAAUCGAGAAGCUAUAAAGUCGUGAACGAACGUCGGUCAACGUAAGCGAGAAUCAACGAUCUGUUGAUGCCUAGAAUGUAGAUUUAACGAAUUAAAUAAAUAAGGUAGUCGGUACCAACGAUCUAUUACAUAAUAUUGUGAUCUACUUUCGACUCGAAUAACUAUGAUGCGAAUAAUGCGAAACGCGAGUACGUUUUAUUUCAAUUUUAAAUACCGAAGGUUCUGCUUCUGGAAAGAUACUGUAAGAAGCAAGCGAGGUAUCCGAAGGAGACUUCUAGGUAGGUUUGUAAAAUCGAGACUAACUAUUUAAUUUGUUACAGAUGAUAUACAUAUGUAGAAAGUAAUAGAUAAAUGCUAAUUCGAAUAAUUUAUACGUAGCUACAACAUUCGUAACUAACUUAUUCGUAAAUUAAAGAAACGAAUGCGCUACCUGUGACCAAAUAAUAUUUAUUUUCCUAAAUCAUGAUAUAAAUGUCGUUACCAUUAGAACUUGUUGAUUUUGUAAAUAAUUAAUACCGUUAUUUAUUAAUAUCGUCAAAUUCACCGUAUACAAUAUGUACAUAUUUUAGCCGUUGUCGAUGUUCCGAAAGCUCGAAAACUAGAAUAAUAGUAAUAGUAGAAAUAGUGGGAAUAUUUAAGUUACGUUAAGUUAAUCAAUUAUAGUUAAUUAAUGGCUGCAACGGGUAGCCAUCCUUAGUUUCCAAUGAAGCACUUUUUUUUAUCAGAAUCUACGUUUCAUUCUCAUAGCAUGAAAUUUCUGUAACGACACGAGAGUAUGUAUUACCGAAUUAUACGAAAAUUAAUGUACUUGGACCUGAUUAAUCGGUAUGUCAAUUCUAUAGUACUUUUGAUAGCCACUGUAGCAUUAAGUAAGGUUUUUUGAACGUUAGUCUUUUUGCAAAAUUUACCGAGCCUGGCAAUUUCAAAGGUAAAUGUACAAAGUAAAUACACUUGCAAUUAGUCACCGUGAAAGGUAACCGUUCUAUAAUUUAUUGUAUCAAAAAAUGUGAAUGAAAU